Molecule: messenger RNA, 2448 nt
Organism: Bradysia coprophila
Lineage: Eukaryota; Metazoa; Arthropoda; Insecta; Diptera; Sciaridae
Product: beta-glucuronidase
Biological process (GO): carbohydrate metabolic process
Molecular function (GO): beta-glucuronidase activity; carbohydrate binding
Source: RefSeq, a predicted model, not a curated record
CUUAGUUCAGUUUGCUAUAAAUAUCGCGGUGGUUUACGUUACCACACUUAGUAUGAUGCGGUUUCUUGUGGCAUUUUCGACUAAAAUUAUCGUUUAAGUGAAAUAAUACUCGAAAGUGAAAAGUGUGUACUACAUACACUUAUUGCAUCUAAUUUAUGAACAUAUUUUGUGCUUGAUAGGAUCUGUAUUUGUGGUACGAUUUUGAUAAUUUCUACUUUUGUUUGUUGGGGAUUUUGUUUGUUGCCGGCUUGUUGUGAAACGUGGAAUAAAUUCGUAUUGGAUGAGUGUAUGUGUCCAAAAAUUCUAUAUGUGUUAUUAAUUUAAUGCAAAUUUGAAUUGAUGUUCAUUGGAAGUUCAACGUUCAACAAGCUUUUGACGAAAAACAAAAUUCAUCGACUCAACGAUCAUAUCAAUAAAGCAAAAUAGGAGCAGUAUAUUCAACGUUAACUUUUCUUGUGAUGGGCGCUAUCGGGUAUUUCACGACAUUAAUCUUUGGAUUUAUGGUCAUCAGUGGCAAGGAAACGGUCACAUCGGGACUACUAUAUCCGAGUGAAUCCGAAACGAGAGAAGUUAAAUACUUGAACGGAAUUUGGAAUUUUGUUAAAUCAAAUGAAACCAAUCCCACGGAAGGAGUGCGAGAAAAAUGGUAUCUCAAAGAAUUGAGCAAAACGACAAAGACCAUUCAGAUGCCAGUGCCAGCCAGUUACAAUGAUAUAACAGAAGACAGUGCUCUGCGGGACCAUGUUGGCACAGUUUGGUACGAUAGAAAAUUUUUCGUUCCCGGAUCUUGGUCAGAUAACAAACGCGUUUGGAUACGGUUCGGAAGUGUUCAUUACGAAGCUCACGUGUGGGUUAAUGGACAAAUUGUUGUAAAGCAUGAAAUCGGGCAUUUACCUUUCGAGGCAGACAUUACAGAUGUAGUCAAUUAUGGUCAAGAGAAUCUGAUCACAGUUUUAUGUGACAAUGCCUUAAUCUCAACCACCAUACCGCAGGGAAAAAUAGUCGAAAUUCCCAAUGACAAUGGUACGUCAAUAGUUCAGCAAUAUUCCUUUGACUUCUUCAACUAUGCUGGCAUUCAUCGGUCAGUGGUUUUAUACACAACACCAAAGGUUUACAUUCAGGAUGUUAGUGUUACAACCGAUGUCAUCGAUAAUACGAUAGGACGAGUUUUCUUUCAAAUAACUUGCAAUGACUCUGAAAACGUCCUGACCGCAUACAUUCAAAUCAAGGACAAAGAGGGAGUGGUUGUCGGAAAUGUCACAACUGAUAGCAACCUUAACGGAUUCAUAGACAUAUACGACGUCAACCUAUGGUGGCCUUAUUUAAUGGACCCUAAUCCAGGAUAUUUAUACACAUUCGAAGUGAAUCUACAAACCGAAGAGAGCGAAAUAAUCGACAUUUAUAGACUGAAAAUAGGCGUAAGAUCUUUGGCUUGGGAUGACAAGCAAUUCUUAAUCAAUGGAAGACCGAUAUAUUUCCGAGGAUUUGGCAAGCACGAAGAUUCGGAUAUUCGUGGAAAAGGAUUAGAUUUAGCACUAAUAACCAAAGACUUUAAUUUACUUAAAUGGAUCGGCGCAAAUGCCUACCGUACUUCACAUUAUCCGUACUCCGAAGAGAGCAUGCAAUUCGCUGAUGAACAUGGUAUAAUGGUUAUUGAUGAAUGCUCGAGUGUUGAUACUGAAAACUAUACACCAGCACUUCUCGAUAAACAUAAAUCGGCUAUGGAACAGCUUAUUCAUCGAGACAAAAAUCAUCCAAGCGUAGUGAUGUGGUCAAUUGCCAAUGAACCUCGGACUAGUCAACUAAAUGCUGAUUCCUAUUUCGGAGCCUUGGCUAAUUAUACAAAACAGUUGGAUAAUCGUAGACCAAUCACAAGUGCCAUUGCAACGCCUGCGGAUCAGGAUAAACUGGCACAGUACUUAGAUAUCAUCAGUUUCAACCGGUACAAUGCUUGGUACUCCAAUUCGGGUCACUUAAAUAUGAUCACACAAAAUGUUAUUAAUGAAGCUACCAAUUGGCACAAUAAACACCAGAAACCUGUUCUUAUGUCAGAAUAUGGAGCGGACACAGUUGAAGGGCUGCAUAUCCUGCCGUCGUUUAUAUGGUCAGAAGAAUUUCAGCGAGAUUUGCUGUCGCGCCACUUUAAAGCCUUUGAUAUCCUCAGAAAUGAAGGAUUCUUUAUUGGGGAAUUUAUUUGGAAUUUUGCCGACUUUAAAACCAACCAAUCUGUGACAAGAGUGGGCGGCAACAAAAAAGGGGUAUUCACACGACAGAGACAACCGAAAGAAGCAGCCCAUCAUGUGAGGAAACGAUAUUUCUCUUUAGCACGAGAUUUGGAUGGGUGGUGCACCCUUCCAGAUGAUUUAUUUUCGUAUGUAAGCCAAGCAGUGUCAGACAGAUUAGAAAAUCCCUGAAUUUGCAAAUAUAAGUUUUUUUUAUCAAUUUUUA